AUGGAAAUACCUGAAAAUCCCCCAAUUCCAAUUCUCAAGGAAAGAUAUAGCAAAUUAAAAUUUACAGAUCCUACAGAAGCUGCUAUAUUUAUUGCAAAAGAUUCAUAUAAUUCUUUUUAUCCAUUAAAUUUUGAGCAAGGAAAAAAGUUUCGUUGUCCUAACUGCCAAUUUUGCAUGGAGCUUGUAAAGACUCAUGAAAAUGGUCAACUUUUCUUCAUUCCAGUAAUUAAACACGAGCAUAGAGCAAAGCAAUGCAAGCCGAGUAACAAUAUACCAAAAAUUCUUAAGUUGCAAGCAGGAAAAAAAGUCUAUGAAUUAGCAAAUUCUGAUAAUGUUCCUCAAUGCAAAGAAAUUUUUGCAAAAGAAUUGAAUAUUCCCAAUGCAACUUAUACGAUGUUCCAUAAUAUAGUAAAUAAACUUAAAGGAACCACAAAAGGGGAUAGAAUUCAAUCUUACAAUUAUUUCUCAACAAUUUUUUCAAUCAUAAACAAAAUCGAACAAGGAUUCUGCGAAAUGAUUUUAGUUAAAGAAGUUAACAAUGAAAUUGAAUUGCAUACAUUUAAGAAAGGUGAUGAAUUACCUGAAAAUUCAAAAGACUUUCAAAUUUAUUCAUUUAUUGUAAUUCCUCCAAUAACUCAUUUUUACAUGCAAACACAAGCUUUUUGCGGAAUAAUUCAAAUUGAUGGAACGUUUUUAUUUUGUAUUAAAAAAGGAAACUUACUCAUUAUUGGUACACCUGCACCAAAUAAUAGACUUAUCCCUAUUGCAUUUGCAUGGUCUGUUAGUGAAAAUACGAUAACAAUUAAGGAUAUGCUCACUAAAUUGAAAUCUUUUAUUCCACCAAGCAGAUUCAAGAAUAUUUAUUCCGAUCAAGGUCCGGCAAUUAUAGCUGCUGUUAGAGAAUCAGGCUUUUCUUGCGAUCAUAAAUUUUGCUUACGUCAUUUUGCAACAAAAAGGGAAUACAUCAAUGUCUAUUCCGAAAUUGUUGAAGUCGCUUACGCAGACCAUCCUCAAAAACGAAUUGACUUGAUUAAAAAGUUAGAAACUCGUUUACAAGAGGAAUAUCCAAACCGCGAAAAUAAUCAGGAUCUCUUUAAGUACUUAGAUAGUAUUAACCCAUUUGAAGGAUUCGCUGACUACACCGCUGGCAUACUCACAACAUCUCUUAUUGAAUCCCUUAAUGCCGAAAUUAAAGAUAAAUGGGAUA
Molecule: messenger RNA, 1207 nt
Organism: Trichomonas vaginalis G3
Lineage: Eukaryota; Parabasalia; Trichomonadida; Trichomonadidae
Product: MULE transposase domain-containing protein
Exons: 1
Source: RefSeq, a predicted model, not a curated record